Molecule: messenger RNA, 2331 nt
Organism: Closterium sp. NIES-65
Lineage: Eukaryota; Viridiplantae; Streptophyta; Zygnematophyceae; Desmidiales; Closteriaceae
Source: the annotation of a GenBank genome assembly
AUGGCGACAGACGCUCCCCCCGCCGCAGUCCCCGCCGCCGAUGCCGCCGCCGACGCCGGCGCUUCGGCUGCGGCGACGGAGAAGCUAAGCGAGGCCCUCGUGCCGAUCCACAAGGAGCUUCUCGACCUGCGCGACACGCUCAAGGCGAUGCAGGAGGCGAAGACGCCGCCGACGGAGGAGGCGCUGCAGCCGCUGCAGGAGCGGCUCGACGCGGUGGAUAACAAACGCGUGGACGGCAUCUUCGGCGGGUCGCUCAAGACCGUCAUUCCCGAGGGCCAGGCGAUCCUGCACGAGCUCAUGGACGAGGCUUACGACCUGGUGAGCGAGCUGGUGGUGAAGGCCUCCGAGAUGCCCCCCGAGAUGAAGCAGAUCUACGACACGCUGUGCGGGCUGAAGCGCAAGCUGCAGAAGAUGAAGGCGGACCGGUCGUACUCGCUGGAGGACAUCCACCACUACCAGCUCAUGGUCGACGCUAUUGACUCGCGCCGCGUCGACGGGAUCUUCGCGGGAAACCUGCAGUCGAUCCCGCCCGGCCAGGCGCAGUGCAGCACGGUGCUGUUCCAGGUGUACGAGCUGCUGCGCAUCCUGCUGGGUUCCGCGCACGACAUGAACGCAGAGAUGCGGGGCAUCUACACACACCUUAUCGGCAUCAAGCGCAAGCUCAUUGAGCUAAAGAGCAAGCACAUCAAGCACAGCACGGAGGACCUGCACAUCUACCAGCUGCAGCUGGACGCCAUUGAUAGGGACCGCGUGGAGGGGAUUUUCGGUGGCUCGCCCAAGACGGGCAUUCCGGCCGGGCAGGCGGUUUGCUCCACACUGCUCGCGCAGUGCUUCAAGCUCGUGCAGGACUUGCAGGAAACGGCGACGGAUGUAGAAAGCUCGUCGGAGCGAGCAAGCACCGGAGAGCUUUUCCCGUUGCGUGAAUAUAGCCAACAUGAAUGGCGAGAUGUAACGGAUUUGGCUUCCCCGCCUCCUCCUCCGCCUCCUCCGCUAGUCGCGCUCGAGCGGCGGCUGGACGAGGCGGAGGAGUGGCUAGGAGCAGCUGUGGCUGCGCUCGGCGCGCAGAGCUGCUCCUUCGUGCGAGCCGCCGCCGCGGGUUUCCCGCGCGGCCAGCGGUGGGAGAAUGCAGCGGCGCGGAGCCGCGGGCAAGCGAGAUUGAGUUUGGAAGGCGGAAGGAGUCCGGUUGGGUUAAGAGGGAUAAAGGUUCGGCUGGCGGUGAGCGGAAGGCAGGCGGAAGGGAAGGACGCGGACGAGCGGAUGCUGCAGGGUGAGGGGGCCGAGGGCGAACGGCAGGAGCGGAAGGGGGGACGGGAGGGGGAAGGGAAGGCGGUGCGGGUGAGGGGGGGCGUUCCGGAGCAGCUGCUGUGUGGUGGGUUUGCGGGAAUCGUGUCGCGGACCGCCGUCGCGCCUUUAGACCUCAUCCGGACGCAUCUCAUCAGCAGCAACGGCUUGCCUGGCGCGCACAAGACCGCGGCGAGCGUGUUCUCGGCGAUCAUGGCGAAAGACGGCUGGAAAGGCUUCUUCCGAGGCAACGGAGUGAACUGCCUCCGCGUGGGGCCGCACAAGGCAGUCGAGCUCUGCACGUUCGAGAUGCUCAGGCGCCUGCUGAACCGCCCGGGCCACCCCUUGCAGCACGUGGCGGCGCCCGUGUCGGGCGCAGCAGCGGGGCUGGCGGGCACGCUGCUGACGUACCCUCUGGAGCUCAUCCGCACGCGCAUCAGCGUUCAGCCCGAGCUGUACCGCGACCUGGGGUCUACCGUUCGAAAGAUCGUGCAGGAAGAGGGCGCCCUGUCUCUGUACCGUGGCAUAGUGCCAUCGUUGCUAGGCGUGGUGCCGUACGCAGCCACCAACUACUUUGUGUACGAUGCGCUGCGCACCGCGUACAGGAAGGCCACCGGCAGGGAGCAGGUGCCCAACGAGGCCACGCUGCUGUUCGGUGCUGCUGCCGCUUCUGCAUCCAGUGCAGUCACAUUUCCCCUCGAGGUGGUCCGCAGGAGGCUACAGCUAGGUGUGACAGCCACAGGCGCUGGUGCUGCAGGGAGACAGACAGCCGCAACCAUUCUCAAGGGUAUCAUAGAGACAGAGGGCGUACUGGCUGUGUACAGAGGGCUGGGAACCACGUGGCUGAAGCUGCUCCCUGCUGCUGGCAUCUCGUUUGUGUGCUAUGAGGCGGCACGCGUGGCGCUGAGGGUGGACGAUGCGAGCAUGGCUAGAGGGCAGGAGAGGAAGGGUGGCAGCAGUGGUAGUGGCAGCAGCAGCAGUGGCAGCAGCAGCAGUGGCAGCGGCAGUAGCAGCAGGGAGGUUGGUGAGCAGGAGAAGGACGAGGAGUAG